Molecule: messenger RNA, 3687 nt
Organism: Scomber japonicus (chub mackerel)
Lineage: Eukaryota; Metazoa; Chordata; Actinopteri; Scombriformes; Scombridae
Product: protein GPR108
Exons: 18
Coding region: 192-1946 (584 amino acids)
Biological process (GO): transport
Cellular component (GO): membrane; Golgi apparatus
Source: RefSeq, a predicted model, not a curated record
CUAGGACGCGAUUAAAGAGCCGAUACGCUGUUUUUUUAAAGGUUAGCGUCGCUGUGAGUCGCCCUCCGUCACGGUUUUACUCAGCUAGCUCUCUAUUAUUGAGCCAUCUGGUGAAGCUUGCUAACAUUAGCAGGUUGGUUACUGCCUGGCUGUUACUGCCUGGUUGGUUACUGGUUGGUUACUGCCUGGUGAUGGCUGUGGCACACAGAGGUUGUGUCGUGGCUGGAUUUCUAUUCCUUUUCCUGCUGGCUGGAUGCAAUGCGAGGAUACACAAGCUCAGCCUGAAGAAUGAAACUCGGUUUGUCGUCCACCUCAACACCUUCGGUUUCUACACUAACGGGACUCUAGAUGUCAACCUGCUUUCUCUGCGCCUCCCAGAACAGCUGGUGAACUACAGCAAGUACCCUGUUGGUUUCAGCCUCUCCAGAUCACGUGUGAGUGGAGUCCUCUCCUACACAGCUCAAGAAACGGAAACGUGCCAGCUCACUUUGGCUCAAUCGCCCAACAAUGAGCCGCUCAUUCUUUUCCUUAUUGAUAUCAACACCCUCAGCGUCAGUGUAAGAGCGUACGGUGACCAAGACAACACCUUGUCCGCAAAACUGAAGCAGGAGACGGCGCCUUCCAAAGACAAAGGUCAGAGGAAAAGAAGGGACGAAGGUGAAGCCGCUCCGACAGCAAGUAAGAAUAAAGCUGAGCCAUCAAAGGACAAUGACGAUGUGGGGAAACAUCCCCUCACAGAAGUCAAAAAAGAAAAGACGAGUGAAGAAGAGACCGAAGGUGAGAAGAAAGCAGCAGAUAAGACGGAAGAAAAGGCAGAGCUUCCAGUAGAAGUUAAGACAGUGGAGGAGAAUAAAAUCCUGCUUAAGAAGAACACACAGCUGUUGUUGGAGUUGGGUAAAGUUAACGGCUCCUACAACUUCAGCUUCCACAUGGAGUUCGGGGCACUGGCCGAGGGUCUGUACAAUUUCAACUUCCACUACUGUCAGAACAUGGAGCCUGGAAUCGACAGGCCGUACUCGUUCGCUCUGGAGGUGACAGAGAAGAAUCCAGGAGGCUUCUUAUCCGCUGCAGAAAUCCCCCUCUCUCGCCUUUACAUCUGUAUGGCCGGAGUCUUCUUCACCGCCGCCAUGGUCUGGGUGUACACACUCAUGAAGCACAGGUACAGCGUGUUUAAGAUCCACUGGCUCAUGGCGGCGCUGGCCUUCACAAAGUCCACUUCGCUGGUUUUCCACAGUAUCAACUAUCACUUCAUCAACACUGAGGGACAUCCUAUCGAAGGCUGGGCUGUCAUGUACUAUAUCACACAUCUGCUGAAGGGGGCUCUCCUGUUCAUCACACUGGCACUGAUUGGCACCGGCUGGGCUUUCGUCAAAUACAUCCUGUCUGACAAGGAAAAGAAGAUCUUCAUGAUUGUUAUCCCUCUGCAGGUCCUGGCUAAUGUCGCUUUCAUCAUCAUCGAGUCUACAGAGGAAGGCUCCAGUGAAUACGCCCUGUGGAAGGAGAUCCUCUUCCUGGUCGACCUCAUCUGCUGUGGAGCCAUCCUUUUCCCCGUCGUCUGGUCUAUCCGUCAUCUACAAGAGGCCUCUAGCACCGAUGGCAAAGCCGCCAUGAACUUGGAGAAACUGAAGCUCUUCCGGCAUUAUUAUGUGAUGAUCGUGUGUUAUAUCUACUUUACGAGGAUCAUAGCCAUUCUGCUCAAAGUCACCAUGCCUUUCCAGUGGCAGUGGUGCUACGAGUUUCUGGUGGAGGUGUCUACUCUGAUCUUUUUCGUGUUGACGGGCUACAAGUUCAGACCGGCGUCCAAUAACCCGUACCUCCAGCUCCCCCAGGACGAGGAGGACGUAGAGAUGGAUGAAGUAGUGACUGAGUCAGGAGCACUGGAGGGUAUUUCCAAAGUGAAGAAGACAUCUAACGGACGCGAGCGCCAGAAAGAGUCCACCUUGUGAGUGAGAGGCUGCAUCUUCGGGAGGGACCCACUAAAACAUCCCCCAGGGCCAGCUGGUACAGAGGGGGUGCACACGGACCAAGGCUUCCCACCCCACCCACCCCCCACUACCCCCAGUGACAGCUUUCCUUUUGAAACUCUUUAAGUGGUUGCAGUGGUCAUGCCCACUGUCUGGCUAUGCAAAAAAAAAAAACACACACACACACUAACUUUUGUUGGACGCACUUCAUUUCCUCGGAACAAUUCAACCAGAAACUCGGAAAGGUUUCGGGAUGAGACGGGCUCCUGCCACAAGGAAGGGUGGAGGAAUGGAAGAGAGCUCUGAUGUUUCUUUCUUUUUAUUUUUCUUUAUCUCUCUCUCUCUCUCUCUCUCUCUCUCUCUCUCUCUCUCUCUCUCUCUCUCUCUCUCUCUCUCUCUCUCUCACACUCUCUCUCUCUCUCUCUCUCUCUCUCUCUCUCUCUCUCUCUCUCUUCCCCUCUCUCUCUCUUCCCCUCUCUCUCUCUGUCGCUCUCCAAAGAUAAUUAUCAUUUUAGAGAAAGACUUGCUUUUGGGUGUGUUUAUCGGCUAUUUAAAAUGGUACUUCUGCGAGGCUCUUAGCUGUACCUUUUUGUGUGUGGUGUGAGUACACGUGUGUGUGGAUGUAAGGCGACAUAAAAUUUGGACACGUUGUAUUUUUCUUUUCUUUUUUUUCCUUUUUUGGAGACAAUAGCCCAUACUCAGGUAAAAGGCUAAUCAGUAUAUUUAAAAAAAACAUUUAAGCAACACAUUGAUUAAUUUUCCCACCAUUCAGGGGUCAGUAAUGUCCUUUUUGGCCAUUAUAAAUACAACUUCAUCACCACACAGUAAAAUAUAUGUUACUUUUUCUGAUAUAACUGAUAUGUAUAUUGAAAUAUAUGGAUGUUUUAGAGGUUGUAUAUUUCAAUAUAUUUACUUAUUACAUAUUGAAAUAUGUUAUAUUUCAGUAUUAUUGUUUCUGUUGGAGAGGUGUAAUAGUUCCUCCCAGUUUGUCACAUGGACCGCUGCUGUAAUUUAGUGCUUUAGUGGUUGAGGUCUGUGAAUUCAGCCCAGAUGGCAACAUGUGGACCUCUUAAUGGAUAAACCGGUUUUGGAUCAUUCUUUCAAAUAACCAGACCAGUGGCCCUGAUUGUGUUCAACGACUGCCUUUUUUCUUUUUUGUUUUUUUUUCUCCUUCUGGCCAUUAUGUGCCAAUCUGGGCAGAGAAGUGACCUAACUGAUCAUAUUUGCAUUCGUCUGCUUUUUGGUUUUACCUUUCUGCUCUUGAUGUGAAGCUUAUUUUAUUAAUUAUUGAAGACUUAUUGGUUAUGAAAGAUGAGUAAUAUGUGCAGCCGGGGCAGGUAGACGGCCAUUUGUAAAUAAUUUAAGAGGGGGGAGGCACAUACCACUUUCAUAAGAACUGUGUAGAAGCUUCAUAGACGGCGUUUUUUUCAGACAGUAAUGACACAAGUUCAGUUUUCAUUGAAAUUUUUUGAUUCCUUUUUUUUUGUUGACAGGCGGAGCGUAAAUGUAAGGAAUCAAGGAAAGACUACUGAGAUUUAACCGCAGACACUCCUGUACAGGGACGGCAGAGCUUACACGGUGUUUACAGACUGUUAAUGUGUUGACGAGAGUAUAAACAGUCAGUAAAGGAGUGGAGAAGGUUUCCUGCUUGUUACAGAGGGCUGUUUGAUGUCUGUGCGAACUGUCACAAUAAAGCUGGUGUUCUGGAAAGGUCUCAAAUGAA